Molecule: messenger RNA, 350 nt
Organism: Funneliformis mosseae
Lineage: Eukaryota; Fungi; Glomeromycota; Glomeromycetes; Glomerales; Glomeraceae
Source: the annotation of a GenBank genome assembly
GAACCGGUGAAAUAUAUGCAAGCGUCUCUUCCUAACUCGAUCAAAACAACAUGUGACAAAUUUUUGAUAAACUAUGACAAUGGUUCUACGGAAAUACCACUACAAAAACUUUCGCAUGAAAAUUGGAUAGAGAAAGAAGAGGGGGAGAUCUGGAAAAACCCAGCCUUUAGUCCUAAAUUCGCUAAAACACAGAGUGAGGGAACAUACGUAACAGACAUUAUUGUUCCUGUUAUUCGAGCUACAUUAAAAGAUUUGCCAAUUGGAAAAUCUGCAUAUAUUAGCACGAUGGAACAUCAAAGCGUGGCUAGCAAAGACAGAAGAGGAGGGAAAGGAAAGCGCCCAGACAUUAU